Molecule: messenger RNA, 4335 nt
Organism: Cyphellophora europaea CBS 101466
Lineage: Eukaryota; Fungi; Ascomycota; Eurotiomycetes; Chaetothyriales; Cyphellophoraceae
Exons: 3
Coding region: 1-4335 (1444 amino acids)
Cellular component (GO): cytosol
Molecular function (GO): metal ion binding; FMN binding; NADPH-hemoprotein reductase activity
Source: RefSeq, a predicted model, not a curated record
AUGACAAGAAAUACCCAGUAUACCCCUCAGGGAACUCGACUCGACCAACGGUCGGUUGACGACUUGAUCAACCAAGAGAGGAAGACAGUCACCGAGAUUCUCCUACCGGAAGCUCCAUCUCGAUCCGUCACCAACGGCCUAGUCAACGCUGAUGGCCUCAAUCCUGCCGAUACUGACGUACUUGCAACAGCCCUCGGAGCGCCUGCCCGCCAGGUGUUGAGGCGAGCAGAAGAGCUCGGCCCCAGAACAGGAUGGAGAGACGGCUACCUGUCAAGUACUCAUGGCUUCUGUCCACCCGAUCCGUCCGCCGCGCCGGUGGCGCUUGCCAUGUCGGCUGGCAGAGUAUGGUCUGACCUCUGCGAGAGAAUGCCUGCUGUCGUCGCCCGCGGAAAAAUGAGAGAAAGCAUCUUGGCCAUACCCCUGGUUUACGGCACAGAAGACGUCAUCCCCGAUACUGCGCUCUGGGCUGCUACAGUCUGUCUCGGUAUACUAGCCAGCGUUUGGAGGUACGAAGAAGUCAACGACGGCCACGAGGGCAUCAGCGUCACGGCCCCGCCUGGCACAUUCCGGAACAUCUCAGGUGAAGCAGAUGACGAGGAGCAGGAGACUAAAGGAAUUCCACGCAAUAUUGCCAUACCGCUUCGACAAAUAUGCACCCGAAUGGGACGAGUGCUUCCUCACUUGACACAAUACGACGUCUCCGUGUACAACUAUAAAUUACGAGAUCCGACCAGCAUUCACCCCUACGUCGCCCGUUGCGAGAAUAUGGACCUUCGGUGGCCAGUCUUCAAUGACCGUGGUGAAGCUAUGUUUCUUCUAUGCAUGGCGGAGACUCAUGGCUGCUUCGUUGAUGGCGUCGAGGUCAUUGCCAGGUGCCAGGAGCAAGUCAUGCUCAGGAAAAAGGAUGGCCUCCUUCGCGAGCUAAUCAAUAUGAAGAGGAUAGUGGACCAGUUCGUCCACGUUUUCCAGAAGAUCUCUGUCAACAACAAUGCCGGAGAAAAUUUUGCGAACCCUGUGGAAUGGGGCCAGCGGUACGCCAAGUUCAGCGCUCCCCUGUCACCACGAGUUCCUGCGCUCUCUGGACUUGCCCUGCCGGUCUUCCUCCUGAUGGAUGCUUUUAUGGGAAGAACGAAAUAUGAUACCUUCCUUGGGAAGGAAGCUCUCCAUCUACGAGCCUGGUUGCCAAUGAAUAUCAGGGCGUUUAUCGCUGCUGUUGAAUACCACUAUCAGGUUGCCACUUUCGUCAAGGAGUCCAAUGACCCACGGCUUAUGGGUGUUUGGGAAGGCUUGGUAGAGUCGUAUCUCGGCGAGCGUGGCUGGAUGGGUACGCAUCGAUAUAAGGUGUAUGGCUUUCUGGAAGUCGUUGCAAAGACUGGUCGAAGCGAGACCAACGGCAAUGCUGGCUCAUCGGACAACGCUGGACGGCCUUGGGAAGAAGUCCACAAAACUCUCUCGGAAUCGAUGCGAGAGCGUAUGGAGCCAUUCAGGGGCAAAGUGACGCUGCAGCCUCAUCAACUCAGAGGCUCGUUUGAUGAGUGCAGAUUCAAAGCCAGAAUCUUGUCGCGUUCCUACGUUGAUUCUGAUCCCUCUCGUUCGACCGGGAUGGUCACAUUCGGCCUCGAAGACAGUGGAAUCACAUGCCAACCCGGCGAUCGACUUGCCUUUAUGCCGCUGAACAGUUGGUCGGAAGUCAACAAGAUUAGUGCAGCUCUCGGCCUGGAUGACCUUAUGCAAACGCCUGUUCCACUUUCACAAUCUCCAGAGUGGUCAAGGUUUGCCCGACACAUUAAAGCCAUUUCCAGGUCUGCCGCUGAGCCUUUCUUGACAGUCCAGGACAUACUUCGACGUGGCAAGAUUGCCCCACUCAGCAAAGAUAUUGUCAUGAUGUUCCAUAUGACUUUGCGAGCGUCCUCCUCGACAGUACUCAGAGUCCUGGGAUCUGAGAUGUGGCCCGUACAGGGUACCCUGGGCGACUUGCUUCAAUUGGCUGUCGCAGAAGCAAGUCCCACCAUUUGGGAUCAGGCUUUUGAUCUCUCAGACCUAUCUUGGUUACCUAGACUCAUUCCAGUGGAGACACCGCGAACGUACAGCAUCUCCAACUUCUCGAAUGAGAUGCUGCCUGGCACAAUCGAUCUCACUGUCGCUCGCAACGAGUACAAACUGGCCUCAGUGUUGGAUGCCGGCCAGGAUUCCACCGUCCGCUACGGCGUCAGUAGUGGUUGUCUCAAUCCAGAUCCUUGUGUGGCCGAUGACAUGAGCGAUGAGGAGCAGUAUCUGAUAGGGAUAUCGCGUCCGCUCAACUUCCAACUUCCUGUCACAAUGACUGGACCUGUCGCUAUGUUCGCUGGUGGAUCCGGGAUCGCGCCAUUCCGAUCCUUCUGGCAAGCUCGGGUUCAGUCUAGCGUAGGGAGGAAUCUUCUGUUUCUGGGUGUCCAGUCACGCCAGAAAUUCUCGUAUGAGAACGAACUCAGAGGCUAUGUUCAAAAUGGCGCUCUUGAACUGCACACUGCGUUCUCGAGAGACACAAAUGGCUUGGUGUUUGACCCCGCAAGUCGUGAUCUUCUGGAAAAGCCAAUGAACCCAAGAUACCUUGAUGCACUUAUCAUCGAGCAAGGGAAGACUGUAUGUGACAUGGUCAUUUCGAAGAGUCAAGGUGGACUUGGUGGCCAUCUGUACAUUUGCGGCUCCUUGGCCAUGUACGACACCAUUAUGGAUGGUAUCCGCCAGGCGAUCUAUCACAACUGGACCUCGACGAAGGAAUCUGCUGACACACUUCUGGCAAAGGCUUUCGCGGAAAGACGUUUUAUGCUGGAUAUAUUCAUGUCACCCAAGCCUGUCAGCUACUCGAUGCCACAAAUCCCGCUUUCGAAGCUAUCUUUGAACACCGGUCACCGACCUGGCUCCCGGAUGUGGAUCGGUGUACAUGGGUCCGUCUACGACAUCACGGAUUUCUUACCGAUGCACCCUGGAGGUACACUGAUUGCGCAAGCCAGCGCCGGGCUAGACGCCUCGAAAACGUUCGAUGAUCUAGCGCACACCAGCAACCCAGAAGUGAUGAGUCUACUCUCCAAGUACUUUGUCGGGCACCUCGCACCGAAGCCUGCCUUCCGAUCAAGUGAGAUAGGCACUCUGUACGAUCUAUGGCACAAGUAUCUGCGCAACUGUGUGGAGAGCCUGACGACCCUCUUCUUUGAGGUCAACAACAUCAUGAGCAGUGCCGAGACAUGGUUUCAAGGUGGGCUUCUCAAUAUGGCUGGAGUCAGGAAGCUUUACCAAUUCCAGUCGCGCUUGAUGCAGAAUGGGUUCUCGACACUGUUUGGAACUAAGCUGCAAGAGCUACACCUUAAACUCACAUUUGCCCUCGUCAACUCUGGAGCGCCCGACACACGAGUUCCCGACGUCAUUGGCAUGAUCACGAGAGCGCAGGCUUCAUCUUUGUCGGCUACUGCAUCGAACGAGAUUGCUCAGAUUGGCGAAUUCGUAUGCAACAGUAAUAAUGCCCGUUUUCACGAGGCUGGUGUACUUCGAUACGCGCAAGCGGUUACCGAACUAGACGUGCAGUUUCUGGAAGAAAUUCGAGAAGAUCUGUGCCAAGGCAUGGACAGUUUCGACGUUGUAGAGUCGAUGGACUCACCCAAUGACAAGCAUCGACUGGUGGCUUUGAGCGGAUAUCUCCUCUCGGUCUUGGAGAGAGUUGCGCAGCGUCUGGAGACUUUCUACUCCCGGCUGUCUAGAGAAUCCAUAUACCAACCGGGAAUUGAGAAGAAUCCAGCAAGAACCCGAUGGAACAUGCUUAAGAGAAAGAUACGCGAUGGUUCACUCUUCAUUCUUGCUCGGAACACGGAGUUCAGCAGAUCUACCACGGCAUCGAAACCCUUCCGAGCCGCAAGACAUACAGACCAGGACAUUAUGUUUUCACAGGUGGUUUCGCAAGCGCAGCAAGCAGUCGACACAACGAAGCCUUCGGCCAGCCCCCAGCCGAUUGCAAAUGCCGCGCCGCAGCGGUUAGCUGACGCGCAUACUGCACGGGCUAUUCAAAGCACAAAAGCGCCAUCGUCUUUUGAAGUCCACGAGUCCAUCAAUGCGCUCAAGUCGAUGUCGACUUUUAUGCAGUCCAAUGUGCAAGCCAUUAAGCGCCUGAGCCAACUUCCCUCAGAUCUGAGCUUCGAACACAUCAUGGCUGCGUACGGUCGAGGCUUCGAUGUCUCCAGCUUUUUCAUCGCGCUCGAGCUCUCGAACCAGGGAUCCCUCGAUCGGGCAGCGGUCCCAGCUGAUACGGCGUCGACCUACGAAUGGUUCCAUGACAAGUGCGACGGGGUUGCCAUCAAAUCCUAG